This is a messenger RNA of Acomys russatus (golden spiny mouse), 2536 nucleotides long. RefSeq names its product kelch repeat and BTB domain containing 4 (gene Kbtbd4). Gene Ontology annotation, molecular function: protein binding. The coding region runs from base 108 to 1940 and encodes 610 amino acids. The transcript has 3 exons. The record is from RefSeq and is a predicted model, not a curated record. NCBI's taxonomy places the organism in Eukaryota, Metazoa, Chordata, Mammalia, Rodentia, Muridae.
UCUGGUGUAAUUAUGAUUCCCCUGAGACUCACUAAUUUGGUUUUAAGAUGAUAGGCUUCCUCCUUUGUCUCUGUCAUGGGCAGAUCUAAAGUCCCAAAUUUUUUGUUAUGUCAUCAUCAGGAAUAUCCAAUUUUCCUUCAAGGAAAAAGAACAGAAAUGCUACUUUAAUUGAAUUCAUUGGAGGAGAGCUCCACUGCAGGAAUGUCCCAGACCAUGUUUUCAGGGCCAAGAGUAAGGCCAGUCUGGGUCCACUUUGCUCCCAUUUCCUCCUCCUCCCUCUCUUGAGUUGGACAGUUGAUUCAUGGACUAUGUCUGUGAAUUACCAAAAAUACUUAGGGUGGUGUUGCUUUGCAGAUAGUUGGCAGAGAGAGAAGUUGGCUACCAUGGAGUCACCAGAGGAGCCUGGAGCAUCCAUGGAUGAGAACUACUUUGUGAACUAUACUUUCAAAGACCGCUCUCACUCAGGCCGCGUGGCUCAGGGCAUUAUGAAGCUGUGUUUAGAAGAGGAGCUCUUUGCUGACGUCACCAUUUCAGUGGAAGGCCGAGAGUUUCAGCUCCAUCGGCUGGUCCUGUCAGCUCAGAGCUGCUUCUUCCGGUCCAUGUUCACUUCUAACCUGAAGGAGGCUCACAACCGGGUGAUUGUGCUGCAAGAUGUCAGUGAGUCUGUUUUCCAGCUCCUGGUUGAUUAUAUAUACCACGGCACUGUGAAACUUCGAGCUGAUGAGCUGCAGGAAAUUUAUGAGGUGUCAGACAUGUAUCAGCUGACGUCUCUCUUUGAGGAGUGUUCUCGGUUUUUGGCACGCACGGUACAAGUGGGCAACUGCCUUCAGGUGAUGUGGCUCGCAGAUAGGCACAGUGAUCCUGAGCUCUACACUGCUGCCAAGCACUGUGCCAAGACCCACCUGGCCCAGCUGCAGGGCGCAGAGGAGUUCCUCCACUUGCCCCACCACCUGCUCAUUGACAUCAUCUCAGAUGGGGUUCCAUGUUCCCAGAAUCCAACAGAGGCAAUAGAAGCCUGGAUCAAUUUCAAUAAAGAAGAAAGAGAGGCUUUUGCAGAGUCACUCAGGACUAGCUUGAAGGAAAUUGGGGAGAAUGUGCACAUUUACCUCAUCGGGAAAGAGUCAUCUCGCACCCACUCCUUGGCUGUGUCUUUGCACUGUGCAGAAGAUGACUCCAUCAGUGUAAGUGGCCAAAACAGCUUGUGCCACCAAAUCACUGCAGCCUGCAAGCAUGGUGGAGACUUGUAUGUCGUGGGAGGGUCCAUCCCACGGCGUAUGUGGAAAUGUAACAAUGCCACCGUUGACUGGGAGUGGUGUGCUCCUUUGCCCCGGGACCGCCUCCAGCACACCCUGGUGUCUGUGCCUGGGAAAGAUGCCAUAUAUUCACUGGGUGGCAAGACACUUCAGGAUACCCUCUCCAAUGCAGUCAUCUACUAUCGGGUAGGUGACAAUGUGUGGACAGAGACAACUCAGCUAGAGGUGGCUGUAUCUGGAGCCGCUGGGGCCAACCUCAAUGGAAUCAUCUACUUACUAGGGGGUGAGGAGAAUGAUCUAGACUUCUUUACCAAACCUUCCCGACUUAUCCAGUGCUUUGACACAGAAACCGACAAGUGCCAUGUGAAGCCGUAUGUACUGCCCUUUGCAGGCCGCAUGCACGCAGCUGUACAUAAGGAUCUGGUAUUUAUUGUGGCAGAGGGGGACUCUCUGGUGUGCUAUAAUCCCCUUCUAGACAGCUUCACCCGGCUCUGUCUUCCUGAGGCAUGGAGCUCUGCCCCAUCCCUCUGGAAGAUUGCCAGCUGUAAUGGGAGCAUCUAUGUCUUUAGAGAUCGCUAUAAGAAGGGGGAUGCCAACACCUAUAAACUCGACCCUGCUACUUCAGCGGUAACUGUCACAAGAGGCAUUAAGGUGCUGCUCACCAACUUGCAGUUUGUGUUGGCCUAAGACAGUGCUGGAAGAGCAGCUGACUCCUUCGCCCUCCCCUUGUCUGUGCAUCCCCAGUCAGUCGGAAGCCCCAGGCUCAUGGGGUGCUCUGUGUAGGGCUUCUCACACUCAGACACUUAGAGCCAACCUCUUCUCGGAUUUAGGCACAGCCUCCCCUUACCAGAUCAGUGUUAAAAAGAAGUAUCUUGGUUCCCAUACAGAAAGAGGCCCAAUCCUUUUGUCUCUAGCCAACAAAGUGGCCAGUUGUCACUUUCCCACAAAGAAUUAAGUAUUAGGUUUCCUACAGGAUUUGGACGGGACAGUGGACUAAGCUAAAAAUGUAUUUCACCAGCAAGAAUCAACUCUAGAAUUCAGGACGUUCCUUCUAAUGUUUUCUCAUCUACUGGUCAGGAAAAGAAACUUUGGUUGGUUUUUGGCUUACACAAACAGAUAAGCCAGAAGUAGAAACAAUUAUUUCUGAUUAAUAGCAGAAACUGUUUUCCAAACUGAAAUAUAUACAAUCUCUGGUCUUUUAAAAGCACUAAGCUAAAUCAAGAGUUAGGAACUGUUCAUACAAAUAAAAGUUUUUGAAGUGAUCUGUUUGUCUAUGAUGACCC